CCGUCUUUCCGUUUAUUCGAUAUACACUUGAAGAUUAUCAGUCAGUUGCAGUCGGGUGUCGAAGGAACAAAUACAAAUAUUUUCUUAAUUGUCCGUGAUAAUUUUUACUAAUAUUUUUUUGGUCAAAAUGCUGCAGCUUAGUGCUAUUUUGUUUUUAGUUUUAGCUUUAUGUCACAGUGCGUACGGGAAAUUAGUGCCGGACUUCAUCCACCCGUGCAAUGCGACGACCCGGGAAUGCCUGGUGCGGUCCACGCAGGACGCCAUCCCGGACUUUGUGCGAGGCAUGCCGGACCUGGGGGUGCCCUCUCUGGACCCCUUCGUCAUAGAGAAGCUGGCCAUCCCGCUGACGGGGCUCAAGGUCACGUUCUACCAGGGCAAGGUGUCCGGGUUUCGGAAGUGUAUCGUGGAUAAUGUUAUAUCGGAGCUAGAAAAGCGCCACUUCGUGCUGGAGUUCCACUGCAACCUGACCAUCCGCGGGCAGUACACCGCCGUCGGCCGGAUACUGCUGUUCCCCAUCAACGGGGAGGGAGACGCCAAGGUCAAACUUACAAACCUGCGUAUGAAAGUGGACCUUAACACCAAGUACUACAAGGAUGAUAAUGGUUUGGACCACUUCGGAAUCAAAGACUACAAAUAUUCCUUCGACUACGGAGACCGAGUGUCCUUUGACCUGAAGAACCUUUUCAAGGAGAGCAAAGAAUUGAGCUCAACAGUGUUAGAAUUCCUGAACCAGAACUGGAGGACGGUGGCCGAGGAGUUUGGGAAGCCCAUAGUGGACUACGCGGUGGAACUGGCCAUCAGAACCAUAGAGAAAUUCUUCAUUGCAGUACCCUACCAUGAGUUGAUCAACGUGCCCAUACCUAAGUAUUAGAAUAAGGCCUAGUUUAGUGUUAGCCGUAAGGUUAGGUUAAAUAAAUGUGUUUUUAUUUUUUUGUUA
Molecule: messenger RNA, 937 nt
Organism: Plutella xylostella (diamondback moth)
Lineage: Eukaryota; Metazoa; Arthropoda; Insecta; Lepidoptera; Plutellidae
Product: circadian clock-controlled protein daywake
Biological process (GO): multicellular organismal reproductive process
Source: RefSeq, a predicted model, not a curated record